This is a messenger RNA of Bombus terrestris (buff-tailed bumblebee), 676 nucleotides long. Its product is annotated as high mobility group protein homolog TDP-1. The record is from RefSeq and is a predicted model, not a curated record. The transcript is spliced from 3 exons. Lineage: Eukaryota; Metazoa; Arthropoda; Insecta; Hymenoptera; Apidae. Bases 199 to 558 code for a protein of 119 amino acids.
UAACCAUACAAAAAAUUAAUUCGAAAAUACAAAUUUUUUUCGCUCAUUUGUUUUCCCACCGAAACAAGGGAAAGUACGCUUCAAGUUGACAAUGUCACUUCAAUUUCACUUUUUACGAGAAGUUUUUGGAAAAAAUUGUCAAGUAAUGCGGCCUACGACAAGAAUUUAUUAAACAAUUGUGACAGAGUUGCAAAGAGAAUGGGAAACACCGGGUCCGCGCAUUCAUCGAAAAAAAAAGGACAAAAACGAGAAAGUGGUGACAGCGUAGGUGAUCGUCCAGGAAAAACUAAAAAAUUUGUAAAUGGUUCCGAAUCCCGAACCAGUGGAAAAGAAAUAAUAAAAUGUCGUGCGACUAAUCCUUUUAUCAUCUUCUUUCUACGGUUACGGAGUAAAAAGCCAAAGGAACACGUAACCGUGAUUGCUCGUGCAGCUGGAAAAUUAUGGACACAAAUGACUCCGGAACAAAGAAAGAAAUACGUACAGUUGGCAAACGCCGAGAAAAAAAGACGAGAAGAGCAAAGAAGGAAACGGAAGUUAAGAAGAAGGAAAGGAAGAUAGAACACACACGUUGAUGAAACGUUAUAAGAUAAAAACGAAAUUAUAAGUGCGAAGAUCGUCUUUCUGAGUGCUGAGUUAAGCACGCGCUUUCUACACAAGUUCUUACAAGUCUUUUAUU